AUGAUUCCUGGAAGUUCUCGCGAGCGGCAGAGGCUGUUGUUGGAUCCUUCUGUGUUGUAGCUGCUGCUGGCCGCUGUGUGAGGAGCGGACCGGUUACCUGUAACCUUGUUUUAUCGGCGCGGGUAAUAGGGGGUUCACCGAGAGGGAGACCCGGAACAGCAAGUGGUUGUCGGACGCUGUGAUCCUUUCCUCCCGCCACACAAUGUCGGCGCAGGCCCAAAUGCGCGCCAUGCUGGACCAGCUGAUGGGGACCUCUAGGGAUGGUUCAAUGUAUCUAUGCCUGCCUACUUCAAUCCGCAAGGGAGUAUCAGAAAGGCCCCGCAUUCGCCGAGCCGCGACACAACAAGACAGCGGAUCAAGUUCAGUGAUGAAAGAGUGUGUAAAAGCCACCUGCUCAAUUGCUGUCCCCAUGAUAUCCUAUUAGGAACGAGAAUGGAUCUAGGAGAAUGCUUGAAAAUCCAUGACCUGGCCCUGAGAGCAGAUUAUGAGAUUGCAUCCAAACAGCAAGAUUUCUUCUUUGAGCUUGAUGCAAUGGACCACUUGCAGUCAUUCAUUGCAGAUUGUGACAGGAGGACUGACAUUGCGAAAAAAAGAUUGGCUGAUACUCAGGAGGAGAUAAGCGCAGAAGUAGCUGCCAAGGCAGAGAGAGUACAUGAGUUAAAUGAAGAGAUUGGAAAGCUGCUGGCCAAAGCUGAACAACUAGGAGCAGAAGGAAAUGUUGAAGAGUCACAGAAGGUGAUGGAUGAAGUUGAAAACACCAGAACUCAAAAGAGAGAAGCUGAGGAUAUCUAUCGCAACUCUAUGCCAGCCUCCAGCUUCCAGCAGCAGAAACUGAGAGUAUGUGAAGUUUGUUCUGCAUAUUUGGGUCUCCAUGACAAUGACAGAAGACUGGCUGAUCACUUUGGGGGCAAGUUACACUUGGGCUUCAUUGAGAUUCGUGAGAAAUUAGAUGAGCUUAAGAGACUUGUGGCAGAAAAGCAGGAGAAGAGGAAUCAAGACCGGUUGAAGCGCAGGGAAGAAAGGGAUCGGGAGGAACGUGAUAAACUGAAAAGAAGGUCAAAGUCCAGAGAAAGACGUAAGCCUCGUUCUUCUUCGCGGGACCGUAAAAGGAAAACACGUUCCAGAUCCCGUGAUAAACAUCGUCAUAGAUCACGCUCUGAUAGUCGCAGUCGUAGCCGCAGUCACCAUCACAGUCGUGACAGGAGUAGGGAGCGGAGCUCUAAGUCUAAGUCAUCCAGAGACCAGGAGCAAUCAUCCAACGAGCGAUCUAGAGAUGGCGAUCGCAAACUGAAGAAGCGCAGCUAUGAAAGUGCUAAUGGCAAAUCUGAGCAUAGUUCAGAAGAACGUGAGGCUGGAGAGAUCUGACAGUCCACGUUUCUUCCACUGAAAACUGUGGCUUAGCCUACAGCUGUUUUCAAAUGGACAAAAUAAGUCUGCCACUUCUGCUAGAGUAUGUGUACAGUCAAGCCUAUAUUUGGUAUAGAUUUGUUUCGUCAAAAUGGAUGCAGGUAUUUUGUUACAGUUAAAUUGAACAGCAAAGAACAUUAUGUAAAAUAAAUGCUUAUUUUCCCUGGAAGAA
Pseudophryne corroboree (corroboree frog) is the source of this 1579-nucleotide messenger RNA. RefSeq names its product LUC7 like 2, pre-mRNA splicing factor (gene LUC7L2). The coding region runs from base 277 to 1365 and encodes 362 amino acids. The transcript is spliced from 10 exons. Lineage: Eukaryota; Metazoa; Chordata; Amphibia; Anura; Myobatrachidae. Gene Ontology annotation, molecular function: mRNA binding. The record is from RefSeq and is a predicted model, not a curated record. Gene Ontology annotation, biological process: mRNA splice site recognition. Gene Ontology annotation, cellular component: U1 snRNP; U2-type prespliceosome.